AUGUCUAACAAGAAGGUUGCCCCUAAGGUUGUUGAAAAGGUCACUCUUGGUCCCCAAGUCCGUGAAGGUGAACUCGUUUUCGGUGUUGCCCACAUCUUCGCUUCUUUCAACGAUACUUUCGUUCAUGUUACCGAUCUCUCUGGUCGUGAAACCAUCUCUCGUGUUACUGGUGGUAUGCAAGUUAAGGCUGAUCGUGAUGAGUCUUCUCCUUAUGCUGCUAUGUUGGCUGCCCAACAAGUUGCUGCCAAGUGUAAGGAACUCGGUAUCAACGCCCUCCACAUUAAGCUCAGAGCUACCGGUGGUACUGGUACCAAGACCCCUGGUCCCGGUGGUCAAGCUGCCCUCCGUGCUCUUGCCCGUGCUGGUAUGAGAAUUGGUCGUAUUGAGGAUGUUACUCCCAUCCCCACUGAUUCUACCCGUAGAAAGGGUGGCCGUCGUGGUCGUCGUCUCUAA
This is a messenger RNA of Mucor velutinosus, 453 nucleotides long. RefSeq lists its product as uncharacterized. The coding region runs from base 1 to 453 and encodes 150 amino acids. Gene Ontology annotation, cellular component: cytosolic small ribosomal subunit; ribosome. Gene Ontology annotation, biological process: translation; ribosomal small subunit assembly. Gene Ontology annotation, molecular function: structural constituent of ribosome. The transcript has 2 exons. Lineage: Eukaryota; Fungi; Mucoromycota; Mucoromycetes; Mucorales; Mucoraceae. The record is from RefSeq and is a predicted model, not a curated record.